This is a messenger RNA of Macrosteles quadrilineatus (aster leafhopper), 7373 nucleotides long. RefSeq lists its product as uncharacterized. Gene Ontology annotation, cellular component: nucleus. Bases 283 to 4839 code for a protein of 1518 amino acids. Lineage: Eukaryota; Metazoa; Arthropoda; Insecta; Hemiptera; Cicadellidae. The transcript is spliced from 12 exons. The record is from RefSeq and is a predicted model, not a curated record.
UUUUGGUCAGCCAAGUUUCUCUACAUCUUAGCCAGUGAUUAGUUAAGUUUAAGGAUAUUGAUUUUGUCGAGAUAGCCUAUUAUAGGCCUAGCCUACUUCAAGAAUUUCUCUCAUUAAUUGUUUCUUAAGGGCAUAACUUACAAGAUCAACUAACCUAUUUCGAUGUGACCAGCUACUUUUCAAGAACAUAAAAUCUUGUACCGUUGUUAUUAAUAAUGAAAAGACAACAAGUUUUGAAAAGAAAAAAAAUUGACAGUUGAAAUACUAUACCUGUGAUCACCAAUGGAUCCUGUUGGUUCAUGGAGUGCAUACGCUGCUAGCUACAAUCGUCUCACAGGAUCAGCCAGCAACGGAGACUACCCCCACCACCUGGCAGCUACCAACCCAGGGCCCUCUCCUUCCACCACCUCUCCGUUACUGCUACAGGCUGCUCACCCAACCUCCUCCCCAGCGUUUACUCCCAGCAGUUUUCUCUCCCCCCCACCAGUGGGUUAUGACCCUGUCUUUUCCCCUUUCUUACAUGCCAACCAGAAAGCUCAUUACCCUCAGGCAUUAACAGUGGCUCAGCAUAGACAAGUGAUUGCCUCUACAAAACAAGUUUCAGCAGACAAUGAUUCCCUAAGGGAAAGUUACACUCCUGUUCACCCUCAACCUUUGCCCCCUCCAAAUCCAGCUUUCUUUGAGCAAGCUUCUGGUUCUGUUCAACCUACUACGAUCGCUUGGUCACAUCAGAGUAACUCUCAUUCACAAUUGCCGAGUCCUUUUGGAGUUUUACCACAUGAAAGUGUGGUUGGUAGUAGUACGGGCUCGAACUUUAAUCCAGCUCACUUUGCUGCAGCCCAGACAUUAAAUCAUAUUAAUUCGCAGCUAGCUGCUGUGAGUUACAGUGAUACUUCUAAAAGGCUCACUACAAGGCCAAUGCAAUCUCCUCCGUCAAAACCGAUCACCCCUAAUGUUACAAGUUCUGGAUACUAUCAGCAGGCUUCUCCGAUUUCUGGAAACCAAUAUAUUGCUAGCAAAACUCAAGUUCCAAAUGUGAUGGUGCCAUCAGCUAAUAUGUCUAAAGAUUACAAUGCGUCACUGUCCCAUAUACACGCUUCAGUAGCAGCGUUUCCCCCGAGAAUAUCAGAAAAUCAGUCAAGUGAAUUCCAGUCCCCCACGACAAAGAGCAACUCUUCUGUGCCAAACAAAAUAACUGAGAGGAGAGAUAGUGGUCAUGAAUCUACACAGUCCUCUCCCAUUAGUUUUGCUGUAAUGGACUCUAAUCAAAACAGAUCUUCAUCAAAAAUACCUCCGGCGAGGUCAGGUAUUCCUCAGCAGUCACAACUACAACAGCAAUUGUUGAACCAUCAGAAGACUGGAGCGUACAGAGGGUCAACUCCUGAGUCGGAAUACACCCAAGUCUCUGCGGGAAGGAACACUGCUUCUACUGAUGCUGGAUAUUCAUCAGGGUCUAGUGUAGGCCACGGUGGUGUUGAUGCGUCUUUACAAAGGAGUCCAUUAGACUCUCAUGUCACUAGUCCUACCGGUUAUCCAGCGUAUCACAGCCCAAUGACUUCUAUGUCCUCCCCUUCACCUGUUCAGCAACACGUUGACCAAAAUGUAAGCUACAGACAAAACCCUUCUCCUCAAUUCAACCCUACGUCACCUUUAGACGCUUCUUUAUCCAGGCAUCCCUCGGUUAUAACAAGAGGUGAUCCAAAAUAUGCUAAUGAUACGUUUCCCCCAAAACAGUGUUGGGAUGGGACUGAACAACUCAGAAGUCAAAAUUAUUCUAAUUAUUCAUCGGAUGUCUCUCCAAAUCCCAGUAAUAUUUCAAUCCAGCACCAACGAACAUCUCACAUGGUAACAGACAGGCACCAAGAAUAUUUAGCCUCUGGCAAUCAAAGUAUCAAGGGAGAUCCCAUGACUAUUGUUAAAAACUUGCAAAAUCUACAACAGCAUUGUCAACCCCCUCCAGUCACUACAGAUAUUAAAGUAGAAUUUGAAAACCCAAAUCCUGCCAUCAAAAACUGUGGCUCACCAUCAAAAAGGAAAAAGAGCAUUGAUAGUAAAAUACUAGUUGCUCAACCAGAUCCUUCAAAUAGAGUUCCUCCUCCUGCUCAUUUAAAUCAACCGCAACAGAAUAGUGGUGGCGUGGAACAUAACUCUCAGAAACCAGAAAUCUCCACAUUUACACCUCAAAACACUCCACAUCCUGAUUCAAAACCCACAAAUGUGCCAUUUCACCCUCACGAUGUCUCACAUUCUGGAGGCCAGAUAUCUUAUCUUACUUCUCAUAAAAUGCCCAAAUCACAAGAUCAAAAGAACAUUAACCCUAACUUACAAAGUAAAUCUUCUGCAACGAAUCCUAACCAAUACAACAUCAAUGAUAGAUUACCGAAGGUUGAUGUUGAAGACACGCCGAUUGCAAAAGUUAUUGUUCCCGAUGUUGAAGAAGAAUUAGGGUUUUUAGCUGAAACUCCUAAUCCCAAUCCAAAACCAAAUAGUGCCAUCAUGAAUAUUCCUCCAGUAAAGCUGUAUACAAAUCCAAAAAGCAGCUUCAUGGAAAGUUACCUAAAAUUUAUUCAGGGUGAGAAGGAAUCGUCUCCCCCUCCUAGACAAAAGCCUGCCAGGCUCAGAUAUGUACCUAUGAGUAGAAAACCUCAGCAAGAAAAACAACAAUUAAAGAAGGCAAGAAAGAAAUCCAAAACACCUCCGCCAUUACAGAGCGAUGUAGAAGAAGAUGUGGAUGAUCCGAGAUACUUUCCUUUGCCUAAAGAUCCAUCAAGUAGGAAGUUAAACUCAAGUGACUCUGAGGAGACGGAUUAUGAUAAUCUAAUACCAGCUGUUGCACACAAGACGAGUUCAAACAAUGCUUCUAGAGAGGCAACCGAUAAUGAGGAGCAAAAGAAAUCUAGUAAAAGAGUACCAAAAGUCAAAAGGAAAUCUCAUCUUACCAGGAAGAGAAAAAGGAGCUCAUCAGAAGAGUCACAAGAACCAUUACCGGUACCUACGCGUAGAAGUGCUAGAAGAAAAGCAAAAGAGACUCCUAGUCUCGAUGAAAAACUUGAUGAACUAUUCUCAGGCAAUUCGGAUUCUGACCAGGCUUGGAGUCCAGAUGAGGAUUCUGAUGACGAAGAUGAGUAUGGCAAAGCUUUUGGAAGUGGAAGACGAAGAAAAUCUAAAGCAUUGUCAGGUUCUCGGUUUUUGGAGUCAUCCGAUGAAGAAAAGAAGUCUAAACCAAAAGCUGAAGUUGUCGAUGUGUCUGGUAUUUGCCCAGUGUGUAACAGCAACUUUGCAGACGACCCGACAGAUGCAGUAAAAUGUUCCAGCUGCAAGAAUCAGUUCCACUGCAGUUGCCUUAGUCUGCAGACAAUGCAGCGAGUGCUGAAGAUGGGCUCGAAGCGCGGCACAUGGCGUUGCGACAGCUGCAAAUCAGCCCCAGCCAGAGGUGGAUCGAAGGGUUCCCAAAAAAUUCGUAAGAGAGAGACCAGAAGAGCAGUGAAAGCUUUUAAGGCAACCAAAGAGAAGGAAGAAAUUGAUGCCACUCUAGGCACCGAAGAUUACUUCCCUUUUAAGUCUGGGGAGUUCAUUGUCGUGAAAGAAGAGUUGACAGAAAAAUAUCCAGCUCUGUGGCGAGUGGACGGAAAAACACUGCUGCAAAAGUACGAGUCCUUCGAUCAGAACGGAGAAAAGCUUUACCGAAAUAUUUCUACUUACUCUGGAUGGACUCCUCAGAACAGGGGCAUUUACCAGAAAGUUCCUGUGCAGUUCAUAGUGCAAAGUCGCUCAGAAACCAUUGUCAGAUUCCUCAGAUCAGAAAUGGUCGAUCCUGCUGUCGAACAGGCUUACUUGGAACAUUCUCUUCUGCAAACAGCCAAGUAUCAGGACAAUUUUGAGGUCUACAUUCAAACUCUUAUUUCUCAAGCACUGGAUGCUAACUUCCUGGCUGAAAUAUUUGCUGAGAAAGACGAGUACUUCCUUCAGAACGUGGAGGUGAUAGACAGGUUGACGGAGGAGCGACGUGUACGGCUGGUGGCUGCGGUGGGCUGGCCGGUAGAGUCAGCGUUGCAGCGAAGUGUCACGACAUGGCCGUGUUACAACGUGUUGGCUGAUCUCAAGGCAGGUCCGGUACCAGUGUGUGACGCCUGCGAACGCAACAUGGUGCAUGCUAGGAUCAUACUGUACGGCCAACCCUACAACCCCAACACUCUGGACGGAUGUGAGGUGGAGAACAACAGGAAUGAGAAGGAUUUCAUGAUAUGCCUGGAGUGCAUCAAGUUUGUGCAACUGUACAACAAGCUUGUACAUCAGAAGUACAUCAUGUAUAUAGAUUGUGUUAAGAGAGUUCAGGAGAAACGCAAGACUGAUUCAGGAAAGGAUACAACAGUUAUCCUCAAUGAGUUAUUGGCUGAUGAGGAAUGGCUGAGCAAGCUUUUCCGCCAAGUGAGAACUGUUUGGGCUGAUGUUGAAAAAGCUGAGCGUGAAAAAAAGAAGAAACUAGGAUUACCUGUGGAGCCUCCGGGUGGAGUACCCAAUGAAGAACAAGGCAAGGAUGUUGAAGCUGCGGAACAAGGGGAUAAUGAAGAUGAUGUAGUUAUAGAAAAAGCGUUGGUAACAGAAAUAAAGGUGGAGAAAGACUCUGAUGCAGAAGAAGGAGAAACCUUUGGCAAAGAAGAUGAUGUUAAUGAUGUGACCGUCUCCAUCGUGCAAGAAGGAAGUUCUGUCUCCAUCAUGCAAGAAGGAAGUUCUGUCUCCAUCGUGCAAGAGGGAAGUUCACAAGCUACAGAGCAAGUGGCCGAGGUAGAGACACCUGUAGAAGAUGUAAGUAUUGAGAGAGUCCAAUGUGAGUCUUAAAACAUGCACUGGUUCAGCUCAGCUUUCUGUGAUUCAAUCAUUAUGUACAUAACAGAUAAAUAUCUAAUGUUAAACAGUACAAUUGCUGAAUGUUAGCUACUAGAGACUCACUGGAUACGUCAUGUGAUGAAAAUGUGACAGUCAAAUUGUAGACGAUUUUGGAUUUUCCUAUUUUACUUUAGUUUAUGACUACAGUAAUUUAUUUUACAAUUCCAAACAAUAUUAAACACUAAUCAAUUGAGACUGUAAUCGACCUAAAUAACUGUAGGAUCAGAGAUUUGAUGCGGGCUUUAAAAUUUAAAUGUGCCUGGUCAAAAGUAGCAGAUCUUGUAACAAAGCCUUUUAACACCCAUGCUUCUUUGUUCGUUAAAAACACACCCUGGUGUUAAACCAUCAUAAAUAUAAUCUAAUAAACAGUUGUGGAUUUAUUCUUUUUCUUUGAAACUGUCAAAUAUAUCUGUUAUUUAUAGAGGAAUAAACUCCCAUGGAGCAAACAAAAGCUUUUGAAUUUUUUGUGUCAAGUUAGGCUAUACACAAAAGUUAGUAUGUACCUAUGUACAUUAACUUCUAUUGAAUCAUCAAUACUAUUACUGUACCUGUAAACGCCACUAUAACAUGUACCUUCUAAAAAGUUACUCAUAGGAGGUAUGAAAUCUACUUAAAAGAACUAUUUAUUUUGUUAAUUUUUUUAAUAAAGUAUUUUUUACAUUUUAUGUUGUAGGCCUAACACAUCUUCUAAUACAAUAUUAGUGAUGUGUUGGUCGCAAUCAGUUCAGUUUUUGUUUGUUUUGUUUUAUUGGAAAUUGUUUGUCGGUUUUAAAUUAUUAAAAAUUACCACCCACUUGUAUUUUUGUCUCAGCCACACUAAUGAUAAUUUUCUACAAGGUUUACUGUUUGGGGUGGUAGGUUUAUUUUGUUACAGGAAUUAUUGCAAGUAAAACUUAAGUUUGGAUACUUGUAAUGUAUAUAUAUGUUACAGGCAAAGUAUAUAAUCCUGUCAUUCUACAGUUGAACCUCGUUUGUACGAACCUCGAUAAAACAAAUUCCUCGAUAUGACAAUUUUUUUUAAAUCCCCUUGACACUUUCAUAUAGGCUAGGUCAUUGCUAAAAACACCUCUAUACAACAUAGUAAUUAAGUUAAAAACCUCCAUAAGACAUGGGCUAGGACUGAUUAACCUCCAAACAACGAAUAUUCUUAGCACAAAACCUCUACAAAACGAACGUGACCUCUAUAAGUCGAAUUUCUCAUAAUCUUAACCUCCAUAACUGUAGUUUUCAAAACAAACAGAAGCUUGUCUCAACAUGAAACCCCUAUCCAUCCCUCCUUCCUCAGUCAUUGUUUGGAGAAACCUCAAUAAGAAGAAUAACAGCAGCAUUAAACCUCGAUAAAACGACCCUCUUUAUUAAGAAUACCUCUAUAUUACAAAUUUUUCCCAUACCCCUUGAAAUUUGUCUUAUAGAGGUUCAACUGUAUAGAAUUACCAAUGCCUCAAAUAAACAGGAAAAAUAUGAAAUAGAGCUUAUUAUAUACCUUGCCUAGUCAUUCUAUAGGAUGCCUGUUGGCACUGAAAACUUUAAGCAAAGUAUAAAACACACUGAUGUUGGGCUUUUUUUAUACUUUUGUUCUCUUGUUUGGCAUAAAUCUAAUCUAAAAUAAACUAUAACCAUUUAGACAAUAUUUAAUUAUUCUAAAGAAUUUUUUAAGACUUUUCCAAAUAAUAAAUUAACCUAAUUAUACAUAAAAUAAAUCAAUCCUGUUAAAUACCUAAAUGUUUAUUUUUUUACCAACAUUGAAACAUCUUUAUUUUAUACUUUGCCUGACAUUGAAUGCCUAGGCAACGCCUAGUCAAGGUGUAUAAAAUCCUAUCAUUAUUAUUCUAUUUGAUACUUUGCUCAAAAGCUUCAGCCAAUGUAGAGAGCGCUUGCAUUAUAUGGUUUGCCUGUAACAUAUACAUUAUUCAUCCUCUAGAACCAAACACGACGUUUGUUUAUAUGUAAGUUGAAGUUCGUUUAUAACUAAUUGAAAAAUAUAGCUAUGUAAAUACUGUAAAUAUUAAUUUGUCUAACUGUUUGGUUUGAAUAGUGAAUAGAAUAGAACAGAUCAGACAUCACAUAGAAAAAAUCUUAUUUCAAUGAAUCUAUAACUAUUGUUGUUUUGUAUGUUGUGUAUAUUAUUGAUUCUAUUGCUACGUUACCCUUGUUAAUUGUCAUAAAUCUAUACAAUCAUAGUACACCACAUAUACAUAAGUAAGAUUAAUUUAGUACUAGUGAUUAAACUAUAAUGUAAUUAUAUAUUUUGGUAAACCGUUUUCUACAAAAUUUUGUCUAAGCUAACUUCUAGAUAUGUGUCGUAAUGUAAAUAUGUAUAAUAUACGUUAUUAAUUACUUUGUACCAAGUAUGCUUUAUUUUAAGAAUUUCUUUUCUGAAACAAAAUAUAUAGGCUACCUGAUGAAUCUUUUUGAUCAGUUGUAUUUUUCAUGCACUUGUACAAAUGGAAACAACAUCAUUGAACAUUAUAGAAUUGUGUAAAUAA